CUCUCUCUCUCUCUCUCUCUCUGCUUUAUGUCGCGACUCUGAGCGAUUUGCAUUAGUCUUGUGCUCUCCAUGCCUCCAUAUGUUACGUCCUCCUACUAUUUUUUUCUCAGCUCUCUCUGUCUCUCUCUCUGCAUUAUUCUCUCUUCUCCCUUCGCCUUCCUCUCUAGAGUCUAAUCUAAAUUAUCUCUUUCCUCUCGGCUUUAAUAUAAUCAGUCCUAAUCCCUUCACCUCUGUCUUUCUUCUUCUUCUGACUCCUUUUAGCUGCUGCCCAACCAACGCUUUCUUCUUCAUCUCUAGCAGGCGGCCAGCUUGCUUUCGAUGCCCAUCUUCGAAAUCAAAUCAAACCCCAACUGAGAAAUGAAGGUAUACAUACAUACAUUCCCUUUCAAGAAAUGAAGAAGCUUGUGGUGAAGUUGGACCUUCACGAUGACAAGGCCAAGCAGAAGGCCCUCAAGACAGUUUCCACUUUUCAAGGAAUCGAUUCCAUAGCGGUGGACAUGAAGGAGAAGAAGCUAACAGUCCUCGGGACGGUGGACCCCGUGAACGCGGUCAGCAAGCUCCGAAAGUACUGGCAGACAGACAUAAUCACCGUAGGGCCCGCCAAGGAGCCGGAGAAGAAAGAGGAACCGAAGCCCGAAGGAGAUCAGCAGGCCAAGAAAGAAGGCGGGGAAGCUGGGAAAGAGCAGCAGGACCCCAACAAGAAGCCGGAGGCCGGUGGAGCCCGGCAAUCAGGAGAAGAAGAACGGGAGCAGCCCAACAAGGAAGGAGGAGGAGAGGCCAAGACGGUGAAGGAAGACGACCCGCAGGAGAAGAGGAUAGACCCUGUAUUGGAGCUGGUGAGGGCUUACAGAGCAUAUAAUCCUCAGUUGACUUCCUAUUAUUACGUGCAGAGCAUGGAGGAGAACCCUAAUGCUUGUUCCAUUUGUUAAUAAGCAAUUAAUUAUAUAAAUAUAUUACCAAUUAGGAGAUAUAAGGAAUUAAUUAAUGGCCCGCUUUUCCUAGCUAAAACAUAAUUAAUUAUGUAUAUAAUUAAAUCGCUGGUGAUGAUUUUUACAUGGAUGUGUCAUCGCUGGCGAUUAGUUGUUGUGUGCUACUUAAUUCUCAUAUGCAAAUAUCACGCGACAGAAUAAUUGUAGUAUAUAUUGAUCCAGUUUCAGUGGGA
This is a messenger RNA of Punica granatum (pomegranate), 1162 nucleotides long. The record is from RefSeq and is a predicted model, not a curated record. NCBI's taxonomy places the organism in Eukaryota, Viridiplantae, Streptophyta, Magnoliopsida, Myrtales, Lythraceae.